Molecule: messenger RNA, 222 nt
Organism: Ilex paraguariensis (yerba mate)
Lineage: Eukaryota; Viridiplantae; Streptophyta; Magnoliopsida; Aquifoliales; Aquifoliaceae
Source: the annotation of a GenBank genome assembly
AUAUCAAAAGCAAUGUCAACCAAGCACCACAAACAUGGGAGAAGGCAAGAGUUGGUCAACAUUCCAAUUGACACUACAAAUUCAAAGGACACGCUAGGCCACAUACUGAUCAGUCGACCGUACGACCGGUUACCAAGUGGUCAGAUAAUUCGAGCUAUUGGGCUGCAAUGGGAAGAAUUAUACGACAAAAUAUGUGAUACAACUACAUUCCCAUACAAAUAA